ACAAUAUUGGCAGUGGGAUAACUGGUUUCCCGAGCUCUCUGCUGAGGAGUGGCUGAGAAGAGUUCGAGCCUGUGGCUGUGUUUGUGUGUCUCUCUGAAAUCUGUGAAGAAGAAUGAAGCCACCAUCCAGGAACUAUGCAAAUAAACAUGAACCUCUUCCAUCUCAGAGACCUGACAACACAGCAUUCACUCAGCAGAGAAUUCCAGCCUGGCAGCCUCUUCUCUCUGCCAGUAUAAUUUUACCAUUUUUCUUCUUUAUUGGAUUAUCCUUUAUAGGAAUUGGAAUUGGAUUAAACUACUCAUCAAAUAGCAUAAAAGAAUCUGAACAUGAUUACACAGGAGCCCUUGAUGGUGAAGAAUGUUUUCAUUGUACCAGUGCUAAUGUCUCAAGUCCCUGCAUCUGUAAUAUUACUUUCAAUAUAACGGAAGACUUUCAGGGAACUGUUUUUAUGUACUAUGAAUUAUCAAACUUCUACCAGAACCACUAUCGGUAUAUGAUAUCUAGGGAUGAAAAACAAUUAAAUGGAGACCUUUAUAGUCUAAAGAAUCCUGCCAAUGAGUGUGCCCCAUAUAGAGUGGAUUCUGAACAAAAUCCAAUUGCUCCAUGUGGUGCUAUUGCAAGAAGCAUGUUUAAUGAUGUUGUUACGCUGUAUCGCAAUGAGAAUGGCACAUAUGUUAACGUUCCAUUAGAUGGGAAAGGGAUAUCCUGGUGGACCGAUUACAACGUUAAAUUCAGGAACCCAACUAAUGGCAAUGAGAGCUUGAAGACGAUAUUUCAAGGAACGGUGCAACCUGCCGGAUGGCGAACUGACGCUUACAACCUGUCAACUGACCUAAAUAAUACAGGAUUUAUAAAUGAGGACUUCAUUGUCUGGAUGAGAAGUGCAGCAUUGCCCACGUUUCGGAAACUAUACCGGAGAAUUGAGAAUGGAAGCUUCAAAAAUGGAGAGUAUCAACUAAGAAUUGAGUACAAUUACCCUGUUGUCAGUUUCCAAGGAAGAAAAAAAAUAGUUUUCAGCAGCGUAUCCUGGAUGGGAGGAAAGAACCCCUUCCUGGGAAUAGCCUAUCUUGUUUUCGGUUCUCUGUGUACAGUUUUUGCUAUCAUUAUGCUCGUUGUAUUCAUAAAGUACCAAGGGACGAUGGAUGAUGACAUCUAGCAUUGGGUCUAAAUGAUGAUUCAUAAAGUGUCUUAGAAUUCCACAUAAUAUAAUGUUUACAUGAAACGGCAAUACUAGUAGCAUGCAAACUAUAAAACGCAACAUAGUUACUGUGUUCACAAGCCAUCUUUCCUCAUGAAACCAAGGUCACGUGUGUCUUAGGCCUCAUGCACACGAUCGUGCUGUUUUUUGCGGCCCGCAAAAAACUGAAGCCACCCGUAUGCCUUCCACAAUUAACGUAACAGGCGGCCCAUUGUAGACAUGCCUAUUCUUGUCCGCAAAACGGAUAAGAAUAGGACAUGCUAUAUUUUUUUUGCGGGGCCUCGGAAUGCAGCAACGGAUGCGGACAGUACACGGAGUGCUGUCCGCAUCUUUUGCGGCCCCAUUGAAGUGAAUGAGUCUGCACCCGAGCCGCAAAAACUGCGGCUCGGAUGCGGACCAUACCUACGGUCAUGUGCAUGAGGCCUUAGGCUGGACUGACACGUGCAGGUUUUGAAGCCAAAAACCAUGACUUGGUUCAAAUGUAUCAAGGAAUGGCGUAUAUACAUUUCUUUAGUAUCCACUCAUCAACUGCAUCUAACCUUUGAGUUAGAACACCAUAGUCUCAAAGAUGGAAAAAAAAUGUAGAAAAUAAUUUCACUCUAUUACUUUUUACUGCGUGUUGACUUUUGGGAAUAAAUGUCUUUGGUAUAAUUAAAGAGAGGCUCAUAUUCGUAAUUGAUGACACAGCUAUAUGUAAUUUAUUUUAUGUACUGAUACCUUUUCUUUGUAUAUAAAAAAAAUUGUAUGUCUUUUAUAUAUUUUUAUUACAUUUCGCUCAAUAAAAUGUUUUACUUGGU
Molecule: messenger RNA, 1995 nt
Organism: Bufo gargarizans (Asiatic toad)
Lineage: Eukaryota; Metazoa; Chordata; Amphibia; Anura; Bufonidae
Product: cell cycle control protein 50B-like
Exons: 8
Coding region: 113-1156 (347 amino acids)
Biological process (GO): phospholipid translocation
Cellular component (GO): plasma membrane; endoplasmic reticulum; Golgi apparatus
Source: RefSeq, a predicted model, not a curated record